Molecule: messenger RNA, 3716 nt
Organism: Thamnophis elegans (Western terrestrial garter snake)
Lineage: Eukaryota; Metazoa; Chordata; Lepidosauria; Squamata; Natricidae
Product: ankyrin repeat and SOCS box protein 9-like
Exons: 7
Coding region: 240-1124 (294 amino acids)
Biological process (GO): intracellular signal transduction; positive regulation of protein catabolic process; protein ubiquitination
Molecular function (GO): protein binding
Source: RefSeq, a predicted model, not a curated record
UCUUAAAUCUUCUUGUACUUUUUUAUUCAGUCAAUGAAGAGGUGUUCUGAAAAGGUCUACAUGUUUUGGUCACUGUUGACACAAGCUGCAGAAAUCCCUUAAUAAAUAACUCAUGGAACUUGAAUCUGGGUUGUUUUUGUUUUUGGUUGGUUGGUUUGUUUGUUUUAAAAGAGGCAAGUUGGAAUUUGAACUCUCAUGAUCUCAACUGUGAAGUGGAAUAACUGUAAUCCAGUACUGCAAUGGAUGUGGAAGAAGAAAUUAACGGGUUUUGCCUAUUUCGAAGUUCAGGAAGGGUCAUUUAUCCACGUUAUCUACUUAAUCCACUGAUGGGUGAUUUUGUCUCUGACUGGUCUCCUUUACAUGAAGCAUCCAUUCAUGGGAGGCUACUUGCUCUAAAGAAACUAAUCAAUCAGGGAGCUAGUGUGAAUUUUAGAACAUCAGAUUGUGUGUCUCCUCUCCAUGAAGCUUGCUUAGGAGGACAUGCUGCAUGUGUCAGUGUCUUAUUAAAACAUGGGGCCAAUGUAAAUGCCACUACUAUUGACUGGAACACACCCCUGUUCAAUGCUUGUGUCAGUGGUAGUGUUGACUGCUUGAACCUGUUACUGCAACACAGAGCCAGCCCACAUGCAGUUUGUGACCUGGCAUCCCCCAUCCAUGAAGCUGCUAAAAGAGGUCAUACCAAAUGUGUGGAAACUCUUCUUGCCAAUGGAGUCAGUAUUGAUCAUAACAUAAAGCAUCUUGGAACUCCACUGUAUGUCGCUUGUGAGAAUCAACAGUUGAAAUGUGCCAAAAAGUUACUUGAGGCAGGUGCAAGUGCAAAUAGCGGAAAAGGCCUGGAUUCUCCUCUCCACAUAGCUGCUCAAACCGCCAAUGUUGACAUGGUCCAUUUGCUCAUUGACUUUGGAGCAAAUACCAGGGCUGUUAAUGCAGAAGGCAAAAAGCCAAUAGAGCUGGUUCCAGCCAACAGUGCACUAAUGCAGAUAUUUCUGCAGAGAGAAGGGCCAUUCUCCUUGAUGCAGUUAUGUCGCCUGUGCAUCCGGAGUUACUUGGGAGUCAAAAAGAAAAAGAGAAUUAGUGAACUUAUGUUACCAGAUGAGCUAAAGAAGUUUCUUUUAUAUCUAUAAAAAGUGUUAUAUUCCUUGCUGAUACAUACUGUGCAAGUUUUACUUCCUAGCAAAAUUGUUGGUACAAUUUACAUUCCAAAUAUCCGAUCAGGAUUUUCAAUAGGGCUAGUUUGUUUACCCCUGCAUAUUUUAAUUGUUAGUUCCUAUUUGGACAUUAACUAAAUUUGAGAACUACAUUAAAAAGAAGUAAAGAUCUUGUAGCAGAAUUUCAAUUCUAUAUGUAGUAGCUGAUUAUCUGAGGUGUGUUAUAAAUGCUUCUAUAGUAAAUAGAAGAUGCCAAGCACAUACAAUACUGUGUUCUGUUAUUAUUAACAAUUUUCUGUGAUAUGGUCCCAUAACUAAUCAACAAAGUAUUGUUGUUAUUAUCAUUUAACAGUUUUCAGGAAAUUAUAUUGUUUAACAAAGACUUUCAGUGUGAUGUUCCUAAGAACUGGUAUGGGCACAAACACUUCCAUGGCAUGUUUGGAUUUCUUGAGUUUAAAAUGCAUAAAAAGGGAAAGUGGGGUAAGUUUCAUUUAGUUUGGGUCAUUGACCUGUAAUUUAAAAACAUUGAAAAGAAUUUUAGUAUGCUAUAAGACAACAGACUAUAGAAUCAUCUUUGUUUAUAAGAAAGCUAUACACAGACAUUUUUAGAAAAUAAUGUCUAGUUCAGUUCUUUAUUUAAACUUAUUCCCAUCCACUCAUUAAAGAACUACAAAAAUAAAUAUGGGAUGAGCCAGAACAGUUGGGAGAACUAGAGACGGUUGCUUCAAAAUAUUUCAUUGGUUUACCAUGUGGUAAAUGGGUGUUUUAUGUCCACCUAAACCAUUUUGUAAAGCACAUGAAAUGUGUUCUGUAGAAGCAAAUAUCCAAUCCAACUCUUAUAAAAGUAACUGCUAGAACAUUGACCAGUGGAAUUCUAUCAACAUUCUCUUACUGAGUUUUUGAGAGAAUUCUUGAGGAAAAUCUAAUGAAAUAACUAUAAACUGCAAUCCAGAGCUCAAAAAACUUUGUUCUUCUGCAUCACAAAGAAUCAGAUUACUCCCCCCCCCCUUUACAUCAAUCACAGAAAAGAUUACUUAGACUCUGUCAAGUGCUGGGAGUGAAUGCUGCCUAUUGGUGUUCUGAAUCUCAAACUCUUUAUUUCAAGGAUGCCACAGAUAAUGAGGUUAAAAGGUGGGUGAAUUCACGGGUUGGGUUUAAGGUACAAUUGGAAUUAUUAGCAAAUUGAACAGAAAAUGGAGUGGUAGUCAGACAAGGCAACUUAUAUAUCACAUUGCCAAGUUAUUAAACUAUGUGAAAAGAUGUUGGCAUCAAACCUAAUGACUGAUAAAAACUGUUAGAAAACUGUCAGCUGCAAGUCUUUUAUGUUGAACUACGAGGGUAUCAAGAAUAGGUCUUGUAAAUGUGGGGCAAAUUAAGGAGUUUUCUGAACAUUCAGUAUUUCUGAAAUAACAAUUUCUCAGGAACAACUGAUAAGGAGGUCUAUUUAAAGAUCUGCUUUUUGUCUGCAUACACACACAAAAGUCUGAAAUUGGUUGGCCAUAGUGUAAUGGGUGAAAGAAUCGCUCAUAUUUUUCUCUAGAUUUUAUUAAUGAAUUUGAUUAAAGAGCCAUGUGGUAGGUAAGGGAAUCCAAUGCACUGAAAAGGUACUAAUCCCUUAAAGGGAAAACCCUCAAGAGGUGGUCAUUCUCAUUGAUCCCUCAAAAUUCAAAGCAAUGUGGCUUACGUACAGCUCAAUUACUGAACUUCUGUUGAGGUAGUGAUUGAGAGAACACAAAAACUGAAGACGAAUGGGAUGAAACAUGAAAGUGGACCUACUGUUUGAAUUAUGAGGAAUAAUUGGGGAACUAAAGGGCUAAAAAAAAUCUUUGUUUAUAUUUACAAUUGCAUUAAACAAACUGAAUUGGUAAUACUGUCUACUGGGCAAUAGAUUGCCAUGUUCAAUAUGAAACAUUUGUUUCAAUAAAUUUAUAUUUUGCCUACUUUGUAACAGUAAAUUUGGGCAGCUAAGAUGCUUAUAACGUCUUUUAUCUCUAUUAUGAAUUAAAAUCCUACUUUCUACAUGCAUUUACUGAAAAAUAUUCCAAAUUAUAACCACAAGGUGGCAAUCUUCCACCAGCUUUGCUGCAGACACUAUCCAUGUGUCAAGUAAUAUUGCACUCAGAUUAAAUAAAAUGCUUUCAGAAGUGAUAAUGUAAACUUUUCUGCUUCGGUGAUCAUCAGACUUCUAGUUCAAGUACAAGUGGAAAAAUACCAGUGAAAGUGAAAGCUUGUUCAACAGAAAACUCUUCCAGAAUAUACUAGUAUCAAACUCAAUUUAAGUCUACUCAGAAAAAAAAUUCUACUGAAUUCAGUGGAUUUACUCUAAUGAACAGGCCAAGAAAUGAAGACUGGAGUUUGACAUUUUAAUUAACUAACCAAUGAUAAAAAAUCCCAUGUUUCUAAAAUCAAGAAUACUGCAAUUCUAGCCUUAGUUCUAUAUUCUUAAAAUGUAGAGCAUACCAUUGCAGAUGGCUGUCACAGGCCACAGAAACAUUAAAAUGUCUAGUGUAGGUAGAGGCAAAUUUAGCAAAGAGGACCAUAAUUAACCAGAAAUGGGUAGGUGGGAAA